AUGGUUUCUGAAGGAUGCCCUAUCACCGAUGAGCAACUUAGCAUGAAAGCCAAGGUAGACGUUCUCAUGGGUAUGCAACUGGUGAAGAAAGCUUGGGUGUCUGUGCAUCUGCGCGUACUGAUCAACUCUUUCCCAAAACCUAUAUUCAAACCCACAUUGAAUCAGCUGAUAAUGCAAACUCCAGAGGAUAAAUGCGAUCCGAUUGAAAACUUCAAUCACUAUUAUUCACAGUUCACUCUUGCCUGA
This is a messenger RNA of Echinostoma caproni, 246 nucleotides long. The record is from the annotation of a GenBank genome assembly. Lineage: Eukaryota; Metazoa; Platyhelminthes; Trematoda; Plagiorchiida; Echinostomatidae.